AUGUUCGCUUACCAAGAACCCGCCUCUCGGUAUCCUCGAGGGAAACGGGUGCACACUCUUCCUCUCAGGACAUCUCCAUCAGCAGCUCGGAAAUGGGCGCUUCAAUCGGAGGCAGCCCCAGUCGAGUCCAUCGCCAUCACUCCGCCCGGCUCUUCUGUUGAUGACAUGUCAAGCGUCCGAGUUCAGCAACAGCAUGACCCGAACGAUGUUCUCCUGAUGGGCGGUUGUGACAUGGAUAUGGACAUGGCCAUGGACGAUUCGGACAACCUGUCAGCACAGCAGAUGCCAAAUCAAGGCUGCGACCCUGAGCACCACCUGGCUCCUGGACCACUGCAGCCGGACGACAUACAAUCGACAAUUGCCGGACGCAUACCGACGCCCCUGCAUCCAAGCUUUGCUGUCCAGGUCCGGGGUGGUAGCUGGGGCCAAGCCGGCGCGUCCUCAGCAUUACGCCACCCUGUACUUGAAGACGGCGACAUGCUUUCUGCAAGCCACGACCUUUCUGUGCCCCGGUCGCUUGACCAUGCGUCCAUGGGAGACUGGAGCAUUGUGCAGAACCGCUCUCUUCCCUCGCCUAUUAGUGAGAUCGGGGGCGAGGAGAGUCUAAACUCAGACAUGGCUCUCGAUCAAAUGUCUUACCACAGCGGCGGCUAUGGCGAUGGUGCUCUGCCGAUGUCGGCCCAUUCACCCUGUUACCAUGGAUCUGACUCACACCACUCACCCAUGCCGACGCCGACGCGGCCUUCGGCCUCGCCCAUGGAUGCGCUCUCGUUCCCGGCGUACGGAAGCGAUGUGGCGUCUGUGGACGGCGACCCGGCCUCGCAAUCCUCGCCUAGAAAAGGACAUACUCGCAGCCGCCACACCGUUGUCGCAUGGACACAGCAGCCCAGCAUGAAGAAGUCGUUCAGCAUAGGGUACCGCUCUGAUUGCGAGAAGUGCCGCAACCGAGUUCCGGGCCACUUCAACCAUAUUAUCGUGUCCUAG
Grosmannia clavigera kw1407 is the source of this 984-nucleotide messenger RNA. RefSeq lists its product as uncharacterized. Bases 1 to 984 code for a protein of 327 amino acids. The record is from RefSeq and is a predicted model, not a curated record. The transcript has 2 exons. Lineage: Eukaryota; Fungi; Ascomycota; Sordariomycetes; Ophiostomatales; Ophiostomataceae.